Molecule: messenger RNA, 2196 nt
Organism: Oxyura jamaicensis (ruddy duck)
Lineage: Eukaryota; Metazoa; Chordata; Aves; Anseriformes; Anatidae
Gene: SMARCD2
Product: SWI/SNF related, matrix associated, actin dependent regulator of chromatin, subfamily d, member 2
Exons: 13
Coding region: 213-1637 (474 amino acids)
Biological process (GO): regulation of transcription by RNA polymerase II
Cellular component (GO): nucleus; SWI/SNF complex
Source: RefSeq, a predicted model, not a curated record
CGCGCUGCUUCCAGCCCCGGCCGCCGCCGUCGCCGCUUCCGAUCGCAGCGCGGGCGGGGCCGCUCCCGCCGGUCCCCCCACCCCCCCCCAUUCCCCCCCCCCCCCCCCCGGCCCCGCCAUGGCCGCCCGCGGCGCCUUCCCGCUCAGCCCCCUGCCGCCCGCCAGCCCCGCCGCCCCGCCGCCCCCCCGGGCCCGGGCCCGGGCCCGGCAUCAUGAGAGGCCCCAGCCCGGCUCCGGCAACCGCUGCGGCUCCGGGCUACCGGCCCAUGGGGCCCGCGGCCGCGCAGUACCAGCGCCCUGGGAUGCCACCAGGCAGCCGGAUGCCCAUGGCGGGGCUGCAGGUGGGCCCGCCGGGAGCACCCCCAUACGGAGCAGCCUCCCCGCUGAGACCUGGCCUGCCGCAGUCGAUGAUGGACCCGUUCAGGAAGCGUCUGCUGGCCCCUCAGUCGCAACCGCCGAUGGCCAGCCAGCGGAGAGGGGUGAAAAGGAGGAAGAUGGCUGACAAGGUCCUGCCACAGAGGAUCCGGGAACUGGUCCCAGAAUCCCAGGCCUACAUGGACCUCCUUGCCUUUGAGCGCAAGCUGGACCAAACCAUCGCUCGGAAGAGGAUGGAGAUUCAGGAGGCCAUUAAGAAACCACUGACGCAAAAGCGGAAGCUGAGGAUUUACAUCUCCAACACUUUCACCCCAGCCAAAGAAGAAGGGGAGGGUGGUGAGCGUGUGGCCUCCUGGGAGCUACGUGUGGAAGGCAAACUGCUGGAGGACCCAAGCAAGCAGAAGAGGAAGUUCUCCUCCUUUUUCAAGAGCCUCGUCAUCGAGCUGGACAAAGAGCUGUAUGGGCCAGACAACCAUCUGGUGGAGUGGCACCGACUGCCCACGACCCAGGAGACUGAUGGCUUCCAAGUGAAGCGUCCUGGCGAUGUCAAUGUGAAGUGCACCCUGCUGCUCAUGCUGGAUCACCAGCCACCGCAGUACAAACUGGACCCUCGCCUGGCUCGCCUGCUUGGGGUGCACACCCAGACCCGUGCCAGCAUCAUGCAGGCACUCUGGCUCUACAUCAAGCACAACAAGCUGCAGGACAGUCACGAGAAGGAGUACAUCAACUGCAACCGCUACUUCCGUCAGAUCUUUAACUGUGUCCGCAUGCGCUUCUCUGAGAUCCCCAUGAAGCUGGCAGGGCUCCUGCAGCACCCAGAUCCCAUCAUCAUCAACCACACCAUCAGCGUGGACCCCAAUGACCAGAAGAAGACGGCCUGCUAUGACAUCGACGUGGAGGUAGAUGACCCCCUGAAAGCUCAGAUGAGCAACUUCCUGGCUUCCACCACCAACCAGCAGGAGAUCGCCUCCCUGGAUGCCAAGAUCCACGAGACCAUUGAAUCCAUCAACCAGCUGAAGACACAGCGUGAUUUCAUGCUGAGCUUCAGCAACAACCCGCAGGACUUCAUCCAGGAAUGGAUCAAAUCCCAGAGGAGGGAUCUCAAAAUCAUAACAGAUGUGAUUGGGAACCCCGAGGAGGAGCGGCGAGCUGAGUUUUACCAGCAGCCCUGGGCUCAGGAGGCUGUGGGCAGACACAUCUUCGCCAAGGUCCAGCAGCGGCGGCAGGAACUGGAACAAGUGCUUGGGAUCCGCCUCACUUAAGGGGCCAGCGGGGGCUCGGGAGCUCUUUCUCCUCUCCCUGCUGCCUGAGCCUGACGGUACUUCUUACUGGAAUCAAAUACAGCACUUGCACAAACCCUACGUGCCUGGCGGGGGACUCAGAGCCCCUCGUACCCCGGGGCCUCCCCUCGGCCAGGAAGCUCUAGCUGCAGGCAGAGCAGCGGAGGGGCCCCUGGUUCCCCUGAGUCCUGCUGCAGCCUCUGGUGCAUUAACGCGUCCUUGCUUUUGCAUCGUGCUGUUUGCCUCUCCCUGUAGCAUUGAAUGCAGCCCUCUGCGAGAGCCUUGUGCAGCUCGCUCCCCUCCUCGCCCUGCCUCUGGCCAAAGCCCUCCUGGAGUUUGCUGCCUGCCCCGCCAGCCCUCCCCAGCACCAUGAGGGAAGGCCUGGCCCUGCCCCUCUUCAACCAAAGUUUGUCAUUCCAAAUGCCAGCCCUGCUGGUGCCCGAUGUUUUGCACUAUUUUUGUGAACAGGUUUUAUAAAAAAAAAAAGCGUUUUGUACAGUGGGUUUGUAUUUGAUUAAUAUAUUGAGUUCCUCUUACUGCA